This is a messenger RNA of Nyctereutes procyonoides (raccoon dog), 5101 nucleotides long. It is a transcript of the gene ZNF287, whose product is annotated as zinc finger protein 287. NCBI's taxonomy places the organism in Eukaryota, Metazoa, Chordata, Mammalia, Carnivora, Canidae. Gene Ontology annotation, biological process: regulation of DNA-templated transcription. Gene Ontology annotation, cellular component: nucleus. The coding region runs from base 451 to 2736 and encodes 761 amino acids. The transcript has 7 exons. The record is from RefSeq and is a predicted model, not a curated record.
GCUUCCCGGGCUAGGGAAGUGGCGGAGCCAGAGGCCCCUGUGCGGCGCGGGGCUGAGCUCGCCACGCAGGCGCCCGCGCCCCCGCCGCCAUUGUUGCGUGCCCCGGGCCUCUCGGGACGCUCCGGGUGCGCGUCCGCCGGCUCCCGGCGACAGGUCUUUGCUUCUAUUACUACCUUUUGAUGGCAGUCCCAACCCCUGUCCCCAACAGAUUGCAUGUAUCUCACAAGUCUGAGGAUGUAGGAGAAGACCAAGAGUCUCUUAACCAUCCCUGCAAGUUCUGGGCUCAGAAUUUGUAACUGCGGCUGCUAACUCUACCUUGAUCCUCUUGUGCCCCUGACUGCAGCAGCCCUUGAUAUAAUAUCUUUGUGGCUCUAGCAUGAGACUUCAAGCGGCUGGCUCACUGCUGGAGAUCUAAAGGAUAUUGCCAGAUUGACUCUCCUGUCUGUAGCCAUGUUAGCCUCGUGCAAGAGGAUGACCAAUUCUUCACGCUCCCAAGUCCUUCUAAUGUGGAAGCCAGACAAGGCUCAGAGUGGACCCCACAAUGUUGAGAAGGAAAUCCUUGCAUCAAGAAUCUUGCGUGACACUGAGACCUGUCGACAGAAUUUUAGGAAUUUUCCAUAUCCAGACCUAGCUGGUCCUCGAAAGGCAUUGAAUCAACUCCGAGAACUUUGCCUUAAAUGGCUGAGACCUGAGAUUCACUCAAAGGAGCAAAUCCUGGAUCUGCUGGUGCUGGAGCAGUUCCUGACCAUCCUGCCUGGGGAGGUUAGGACUUGGGUGAAGUCCCAGUACCCAGAGAGCAGUGAGGAAGUGGUGACUCUGGUGGAGGAUUUGACUCAGAUUCUAGAAGAGGAAGCUGCUCCUCAGAACUCUGCCCUUCCCCAAGAGACCCAAGAGGAAGACCCCAAAGGAAGACCUGCUUUCCAGGCAGGGUGGUUAAAUGACUUGGUGACCAAAGAAUCAAUGACAUUCAGAGAUGUGGCUGUGGAUAUCACCCAGGAGGACUGGGAGAUAAUGCGCCCUGUACAGAAGGAAUUGUACAAGACUGUGACAUUACAGAACUACUGGAACAUGGUUUCUCUGGGACUUACAGUGUACCGGCCAACUGUGAUUCCCAUACUGGAAGAACCAUGGAUGGUGAUAAAAGAAAUCUUAGAAGGCCCUAGUCCAGAAUGGAAAACAGAACCCCAAGAGUGUAUUCCAGUUACAAAUAUUUCUAAAGUCACAAAGACUGGAACUCAGACCAUCAAAUUGGAAGAACCCUGUGACUAUGAUGAAAGAUUCGAGAGGCAAGCAGCAGAUACCUUCAGGAAAAUACCCACUAAUGAAAGAAAUUUCACUUUGAAGUCAGUCAUCACAAAAGAAGAUGACCCUAUGGAAGAGUGUUUUAGUAAAUAUGAUAUAUAUAGAAAUAAUUUUGAAAAGCAUUCAGACCUAGUUAUUCAGUUCGGUCCCCAAUCAGAUAAUAAAACUAUGUAUGAUGAAGGCAGGGCAACCUUCAAUCAUGUCUCCUAUGGUAUUGUACAUAGAAAGAUAUAUCCUGGAGAGAAGCCUUAUAAAUGUAAUGUGUGUGGGAAAAAGUUUAGGAAAAACCCAUCCUUUGUGAAACACCAAAGUACCCAUGCCAAAGAAAAAUCUCAUGAAUGUGAAGAAUGUGGGAAAGAGUUUAGGCAUAUCUCAUCCCUUAUUGCACAUCAAAGAAUGCAUACUGGGGAGAAACCAUAUGAAUGCCACCAGUGUGGUAAAGCCUUCAGCCAGCGUGCACACCUUACUAUACAUCAGAGAAUUCAUACUGGAGAGAAACCCUAUAAGUGUGAUGACUGUGGAAAAGACUUUAGUCAGCGUGCACACCUUACUAUACAUCAAAGGACCCAUACUGGAGAGAAACCAUAUAAAUGCUUGGAAUGUGGUAAAACCUUCAGCCACAGUUCAUCGUUGAUUAAUCAUCAGAGAGUUCAUACUGGUGAAAAACCUUAUAUAUGCAACGAAUGUGGAAAGACCUUCAGCCAGAGUACACACCUUCUUCAACAUCAAAAAAUACAUACUGGAAAGAAACCAUAUAAAUGCAAUGAGUGUUGGAAAGUGUUUAGUCAGAGUACUUACCUUAUUCGACAUCAGAGAAUUCAUUCUGGAGAAAAGUGUUAUAAGUGUAAUGAAUGUGGAAAAGCCUUUGCUCAUUCCUCAACUCUUAUUCAACACCAGACUACUCACACUGGAGAGAAAUCCUAUAUAUGUAAAAUAUGUGGAAAAGCCUUCAGCCAGAGUGCAAACCUUACUCAACAUCAUAGAACACAUACUGGGGAGAAACCAUACAAAUGCAGUGUGUGUGGGAAAGCCUUCAGCCAGAGUGUACACCUUACUCAACAUCAAAGGAUUCAUAACGGAGAAAAACCCUUCAAAUGCAAUAUAUGUGGGAAGGCGUAUAGACAGGGUGCCAAUCUUACUCAACAUCAAAGGAUUCAUACUGGAGAGAAGCCGUAUAAGUGUAACGAAUGUGGGAAAGCUUUUAUUUAUUCCUCAUCACUUAAUCAACAUCAGAGAACUCAUACUGGAGAAAGACCCUAUAAAUGUAAUGAAUGUGAUAAAGAUUUUAGCCAGAGAACAUGCCUUAUUCAACACCAGAGAAUUCACACGGGAGAGAAGCCCUACGCCUGCCGUAUCUGUGGUAAAACCUUCACCCAGAGUACGAACCUCAUUCAGCAUCAGCGUGUUCAUACAGGUGCCAAACAUCAUAAUUAAUGAGACUUCGGUUUAGGUUUUUCAAUUCAUCCAAAUUUUAUUUUGUACUUUGUUAAAACAUUCAAAAGAAACCUAAGAGAAGUGCAAUAUAUGUUAGAUGUCCUUCAGCAGAAGUGUCAGAAUUAGUAAUGUGGAUAUAAGCUAUUUAAAUUUAAUGUGAAAUUUGAAGAGAAAAAUUUAUUCACUUCUUAACCUUUAUUUGAUAUCAGUUUAGUUCCAGAAAGAAACCCAGUAGGAGUACUCAAAAAUCUGUAACUCAUCAACUCUUAGUGUAUUUCACGUACUUCUUAAUGAGACCUUGUGAAUGUAACUUGGGGAAGCUUCCAUCAAGUAGGGAUUUCACACUAGUGAGUGAUCUUGGGAUAAUUGAAGAAGCUGCUUUCAGACCUUUAUUUCUUCCCAGCUUUGAAGCCUUAAAUAUAUAAAGGGUUCCCUUCCCUUUUCCUAUUAUGCCAUAACUGCCAUGCGGAGCCAGUAGAUUGCAAAAUAUAUAUAGUCGAAAGUAUCUUAAUUUUUAUGUGACAACCAUUUAGUCACAUUUUCCUUUAAAUAUUGAAAUACUCAAGGAAGAACUUAAGGGAAGUUGAUCUGUUAGGAUAAACUAAUGUAUAUAUAAUCCUUAGACAUUUGUACAAAUUUAGUUAAAAAGGCAAAACUUAAACAUCCAACCUUAAAUUCAUCUUUAAAACCUAUUAGCCUUAGUUUCACUAGGUUUUGACAUCUGUCCUGAAGGAAAAACAAGAAUAAAAUUCCCAUUUUUGUUUCACCUGAUUCCUAAAUUCAUUCCUUAAGGUUCCCCUUUGGCUGUUUUACCACAGAAAGCCUGUUUCUGUUGAGACACAUUUCUUGAGUGCCUACUGUGCUCAAGGCCCAAACUUCCUAAUUGGAUCCUUUCAGGGCUUAUUGUGUUCAAAACAAAACAAAACAGCUAUUUUAAGAACAGAAAGCUUUCUAAAGUGAAAGAUGACAAAGGACAUGUCACAGAAUGAACAUAAGCCUACUAAAAUGGGUUGCUGAAUGUGACCCCCCCCAUCCCAAGACAAAGAAGUAGUGAAAGCAGCUACUUACAAAGUGUGAGGAAAAGAUAAGUAAUAGAAGGUAGAUUUAAGUGCACUACAGAAAGAGGGUCAGGGAGAAAAGGGUGAAUACUUAGCAGGGAAGAAAGAAUGCACAGGUAACUUAGAGCAUGAGCUGUUAACCUGGUUUACUUAAAAAAGUAAGAGCAGAUAAUGGAAUAAGACAAAAUCCAGCCUAUUAAGAAGAAACUAAAGAUGAAAUGACUGAUUUUAAAAAGGAAUAAUUGGAAUUAGUACUUUUUCAUACAUAUAAGUAUAACUGGGAAUUGCUUUUAAAAUGUCAGAAAACAAAUUUAUUGGGAAAAGCACUGAUGCAGAAACUAUCAUUGUUGCAAUAAUAAUAACUAAGUUUGUGGGGGAUCCUAAACAUAAAAAAGGAAAACUGGCAGAAAUGCAAAUUUUACUUAUUUCUAGGUAAAAUACUAUAAAUUUCAUAUCCACAGCAUUCCACUACCAGAAUAUAAGACUGUAUUCUGAGAGCUGAGAUUUCAUUCUGCUCAAUUUGUUUCUUCAGUGCCUUGCAUAUGGAAAGUGGUCAAAUAUAUGUUUGUUGAAUUAAUGAGUAGGUAAGUUAGAACUGAGUAAUAAGGAAGAAUUAACAGAUACGGAGUGAAACUGGUUGAAUUUAAAUUCUUUUUUUGUACGUAUGUGCACAGAAAUGUUAAAUACUGUUAUUUAUUGGGUAAUAGGAACUACCUAAAAUUGAAGAAUCAGAAUUCUACAUCUUAACAGUGGGGAAUAUCCUAAAGAGAUCACGGGACAGACAUCUCUGCACAGGAAGUUUUCCUGAGCUGGAUGAAGAAAAAUUGAUACAAAUUCUGGUGCCGUAAAUAUAAAUUUAAGCAUAUAUUGAGACCAUGCGGUUUCAUUUGGAUGUUACUGUUGAUAAGGACAUCCUACAAACACGUGCCGGAAGGAAAGACCUGGGGUGCUAGCAUCUUCAAGGCUUUCUUGUUGAGUGUUUUCUUCAAGUUAUUGCUUUCCCUUAGCCUCACACCAGCUAACCCUGAUGUCAUGGAAUCUUUCUUCACAAAGUGUAGAUUGUCUUCAGGUUGCAUAAUAGUCAAGUUAUGCUUAUGCCAUAGUUACCAUGUUAGAAAAUAACCAUUGUAUUUAAGAUACGACUUUUAUUUAUAAUGCCACUUCAUACCUAACAUACCACUUCUGUUUUCCAUCCUGGCAUGAAUGUGUGGAGUAUUAUAGUCCAUAGCACCUUUGCUUUAAUUUGUAUUUCCUGCCUUUGUGAGUUUUAUGUAAAUAAUGCAUUUAUAAAGUCUUCCAUUGAUCCA